Messenger RNA from Tachysurus vachellii, 2919 nucleotides. It is a transcript of the gene cxadr, whose product is annotated as CXADR Ig-like cell adhesion molecule. The transcript is spliced from 7 exons. Gene Ontology annotation, cellular component: bicellular tight junction; intercalated disc; basolateral plasma membrane. The record is from RefSeq and is a predicted model, not a curated record. The coding region runs from base 127 to 1278 and encodes 383 amino acids. Lineage: Eukaryota; Metazoa; Chordata; Actinopteri; Siluriformes; Bagridae. Gene Ontology annotation, biological process: homotypic cell-cell adhesion. Gene Ontology annotation, molecular function: cell adhesion molecule binding.
GCGCGCGCACUGACUCUGAUGCUGAGGGAAACGCCGAGGACACGAAGACGAAAAGUUCUCUGUUUUUUUAUUUGUCUUUUUUUUUUAUUCACAUUCUGGGAUCAAAUUCCGGAAUAAACUCCGAAAAUGGACCUGAGGAUUUCCUCCAUAGUUUACCUGUGUGCUAUUUUUCUCAAAGGAUCAGUGUGUGGGCUGCAGAUAUCGUCCUCGGGCCCAGCAUCUCUGGAGAAAGCAAGUGGUGACACCGUGUCUCUGGAUUGUGCCUUCACUCUCUCACCGGAGGACAGUGGACCUCUGGACAUCGAGUGGAGCCUCCAGCCAUCUGACAAUCAGUUAGAAGAGAAAGUGAUAAUUCUGUACUCUGGGGACAGGGCGUAUGAAAAUUAUUACCCCCCACUAAAGGACAGAGUGCACUUUAACUCCGCCGACCCAAAGAAUGGUGACGCCUCCAUCACACUAAUGAGCCUGAUUGCCUCAGACACUGGCACGUACCAGUGUAAAGUCAAGAAAGUACCAGGCCUCGGCAGCAAGAAGGUCCUGCUCACUGUCAUGGUGCGUCCCUCUAAGCCGAGGUGUUCUAUCGAGGGUUCUCCUUAUAUUGGAAAUGAGGUGGUUCUUAGGUGUAAAUCCACUGAUGGGACGAGUCCUAUGCAGUACUCAUGGGAGAAGACCACGGACAACAAGCUGCUGCCUGCUAAUGCUGUUCUGGAUGCUGCUGCAGGGACAGUGAAGAUCCGUAAUGCAACAGCAGCAGUGUCAGGGAGUUACCGCUGUACUGCACAGAACAGAGUGGGGACAGAACAGUGUGUAUUGACGCUCACAAUCACAGCACCCCCGAACACAGCGGGUGUGAUUGCAGGGUCAGUAAUCGGUGUGUUGCUGUUCCUGCUUCUCUUGGCUCUGCUCCUGUUCUGCUGCUGUCGUGCCCGUCAGAAAAAGAAGUAUGAGAAGGAGAUUUCUUAUGAAAUCAGAGAGGACGUUCCUGCCCCAAAGAGCCGGAUCUCUACUGCCCGCAGUUUCACCAGUGUGGGGAGUCAGCGUUCGUCUCUUGGCUCCAUGUCUCCCUCCAACCUACAUGAGUACGCCAAGUCCCAGUACAAUAAGAUUCCAUCGGAGGAGUACGAGGCUCCACCCAGCCAUGUCCCUGAUCCCCCACAAAGCCUCACCCCCAUCAUCCCAGUCAUCCCACCCAGCAGGGUAGCUGGCCCCAACCUCAGCCGCAUGGGGGCAGUUCCGGUCAUGACUCCGGCCCAGAACCGGGACGGAUCCAUCGUGUAGCAGUGAAGUGGCCAAGUGGACCAGAGGCAAGAAGAACUUCACACACUGAACUCACGAUUUAUUUAACUAGAUAAUGGGCAGAUGAAGUAAAAAGAUGUGUGUGUGCGCGUAUUUGUGCAGAUUUGGAUAAUCCAGAUUCUGCACUGUAAAUAAAUGUAAAGUUUAUUUUCAGGAGUUGUGUAGAGAUGUAGCUGUACUCUGUCUUUUCUACAUCACCCUCAAAUUAUUUUCAAGCAGUUUGAUUAAAUCCAUCUGGCACAGAUGAAAACUAAAGUUAUAAAAAUGUUCAUUUAUGAGACUGCAAUCAUUUAAUCAAAAAUUGUAAUAAAUUACUUUAUUUUGUUGGUUAAGCUAUUUUAGUCAGUAAAGCAUUGGCUAGGCAAUUUUCUACAUAUUGUCAUCUGUUUAACAUGUAGGAUCUCUGUAGUGAAGCUUAUCAAGCUACAGGAACACGGAUAACAGCAGGACCCAAGGUCAGGAACCAGGACAGGAACCUCCCUGCAAUAGAGAUUUAAAAAUGUUUCUCUUCAGUGAGAUUGUGAAAAUGGCAGAUAAGAAAACCUCAAACUUUGGGGCCAACAGUGUGUAACUUGUAGAUAAAGGUUUCUAUCUAUAUAAUAUUAUAGAAUAUGAGCUUUAUAAAACUUGCAUUAGUGUAUGAUGUGCAGAAAUGAAACCUUUAGUGGUAAAAAAGUUUCUGAAGAUCUUUAUUCACAUAAUGCUGUACUACAUUACAGUUCCAUAUAAAGCACCAAAAGAAAGAAAAAAAAUAAGUUUCUCCCCGUUGCAGGUUUUCCAAAUGUAGGUGGAGGAAAGGAUUGCAUGCAUGUAGCCAUAAAAUCCAGUUGGUUUAUCAUAUAUAUAUGGAGAUUUGGUGCAUUUCUCUUUGUGUAUCUCUGUGUAAAUGUGAUAAAUGCUACAGUGAAUUAGAAUUUGUUCUGCUCACACUAAAGUAGGACUCAAGGACACACUGCUGGCUCGGCCCUACCGGAGGCUCCAUCCCCAAUGUUUGUAGGUUGUAGAGCAAAGAAAUGAGGAAGUGAUCUCCACACUGGGGUGUGUGUGUGUGUGUGUGUUUAAUUUUGGCAGAUGAACAAUCUCACGUUGGUAAAAUACAGGCAGAAAAUAUAAAGGAAUGUAAUAUCAAAGGAGAAAUUACAAUAAAUUCACCCAUAGACUGUUAAAGUUGUUCAUUGUGGUCAUGAAAGUAAUAAUGAUGAAUCUUGUUGUCCUGCACUGUGUCUUGUGUGUUCACCAGGUCGACACUUCAGUUCUGGUGGGAUUCUGUUUCAUAUUAGAUUGUAAUAAGCUGUCUGUCUGUCUGUCUGUAGGGUGUGUUGUCUCUGUUACUAUAGAGGUAGAAAUGUAGGGAUGUGACAAAAAAACUACUUUUUAAAUUUGACCAUCUAAAAUAAUUAACUUCGAGGUUAGGCUUAACAUAGAAUUAGACUAGAUUUAACCAGGAGUAAGACACUGGGGGAAUCCCACAAGCAACAAACCCCAUGAACUCAGAAGGAGGGAAGCUGUUGGUUGUUGAAGCAGUUGUGUCUCUCCUUCUUUCUAUCUGUUUAAUAUUUUACAUUUUUAACAUUUUUUAAAUUGAAUUCUUUUGUUUAUUUUUAAAUAAAAAAAAAAACCAGA